This is a messenger RNA of Hypanus sabinus (Atlantic stingray), 591 nucleotides long. RefSeq names its product NADH:ubiquinone oxidoreductase subunit B (gene ndufb6). The coding region runs from base 86 to 475 and encodes 129 amino acids. Lineage: Eukaryota; Metazoa; Chordata; Chondrichthyes; Myliobatiformes; Dasyatidae. Gene Ontology annotation, biological process: mitochondrial electron transport, NADH to ubiquinone; mitochondrial ATP synthesis coupled electron transport. The transcript is spliced from 4 exons. The record is from RefSeq and is a predicted model, not a curated record.
UCAUCAGCUGGCGCCCACGGUGAGCGGUCGCGCUGUCCCGGUGACCUCGGGGUGUUCGCUGCUGCGGCUUCGGGAAGUGGCGAAGAUGCCGCUGGGUUACACGCCGGACGAGAAGGCGCGAUACGAGCAACUGGUGAAGUUGCGGCGCCAAUGGCUAAAGGAUCAGGAGCUGAGCCCCCGGGAACCCGUCCUUCCCCACGACAGCAAAGGGCCUGUGGUCAGGUUCUGGGAGAGCUUCUUGCAGCCGCGUAGUCUCUGGCGGAUUUAUACUUACAAGGCAUGCAAUGCAGGUUGGUGGACUCUGAGUCGAUUACUGAUUCCUGCUUGGGUUGUUCAUUAUUACAUAAAGUACCACGUUAAUGCCAAACCAUAUGGUAUUGUAGAUGUGAAGCCCAGGAUUUUUCCAGGUGACACAGUUUUGGAAACUGGAGAAGUGAUUCCACCACUUGUCGAAGAUGAGCAUCCAAAGCAUUAAAGGCUCAUGUUGGCAUCUGAUGUAAAUGGUAUAUGAUUAACUUCAAACGAAAGACACAAAUGCAGCUGUUCCUUUUUGAAUGACUUAUUUAUCAUUAAAAUACUGAUUUACCAGUA